GGUUUGUACAUACCAGGGAUGUGCUGGUGCUUUGUCACAGAAGCCUUCUCUCUGUCAUCAGGUUUAUCUCUCAACCCUCUCUCUUGCUCCUGUAGAUGGGAGACUACCAGUAAGACCAGCCUUCCACCUUCUGCUGCCAUGAUGACCAGUCACUGCACGUUGUUGCCCGAAGUUUUGCCAAACCAGUGUCUAUCGGCCCACCUGAACUGCCGGCCUGAGCUAGACUCUGAGGCCCUGUGCGGCUUCUCUAAUGAGCCGCCUCUCCCAGGUAAAAUCAUGGAGGAGUGCAGCGUGUCAACCAGUGAGCAGCCUCGCUAUUACCCACAGGUGACGUCUCCAGGGUUGGAUGCAUACACCAAACGAUGUGCCGUGCCAGAAAACCCCAUGUGUCGUAUCUGUCACGACAGCGGCACCCAGGAGGAGCUGCUGUCCCCCUGUGAAUGCUCCGGGACCCUAGCCACCAUCCACCGCAGCUGUCUGGAACACUGGCUGUCUGCCUCAGGAACCAGCUUCUGUGAGCUCUGCCACUACCAGUUCACUGUGCAGAGGAAGUCCAGGUCACUGCUCGAGUGGCUGCAGAACCCAAGUCUUCGCCAGGAGAAGCGCACCCUGUUUGGUGACAUGGUGUGUUUCCUGCUCAUCACCCCUCUGGCCACCAUCUCCGGGUGGCUCUGUGUGCGCGGCGCCAUAGAUCACCUUCAGUUCUCCAGCCGACUGGAGGCCAUGGGGCUCAUCGCGCUCACUGUUGCUCUCCUCACCAUUUACCUCUUCUGGACCCUGGUUAGUAUGCUGUUAUAAAUGUAUGCAAUGUUU
Messenger RNA from Morone saxatilis (striped sea-bass), 813 nucleotides. RefSeq names its product E3 ubiquitin-protein ligase MARCHF3-like. Bases 19 to 798 code for a protein of 259 amino acids. The transcript has 3 exons. The record is from RefSeq and is a predicted model, not a curated record. Gene Ontology annotation, molecular function: ubiquitin-protein transferase activity; zinc ion binding. Gene Ontology annotation, biological process: protein ubiquitination. NCBI's taxonomy places the organism in Eukaryota, Metazoa, Chordata, Actinopteri, Moronidae.